Molecule: messenger RNA, 1695 nt
Organism: Saccharomyces kudriavzevii IFO 1802
Lineage: Eukaryota; Fungi; Ascomycota; Saccharomycetes; Saccharomycetales; Saccharomycetaceae
Gene: RTF1
Product: RNA polymerase-associated protein
Exons: 1
Coding region: 1-1695 (564 amino acids)
Cellular component (GO): Cdc73/Paf1 complex
Molecular function (GO): DNA binding; RNA polymerase II C-terminal domain phosphoserine binding
Source: RefSeq, a predicted model, not a curated record
AUGUCGGAUUUAGAUGAAGAUCUGUUAGCUUUAGCUGGUGCCGAUGAAUCUGAGGAAGAAGAUCAAGUUUUAACCAGCACGUCCGCCAAAAGGGCCAAAAACAACGAUCAAUCUGUUUCCAAAAAGAGAAGAAUUGAAGUUGACAGUGCAGAGGAAGAAGACGAGGAAGAUGAGGAAGAGGACGAUUACAACCCCUACUCUGUAGGGAAUGCCGGCUACGGAUCAGAGGGGGAAGAGGCGAACCCAUUUCCCUUGGAAGGUAAAUUUAAGGAUGAAAACGACAGAGAGCACUUGGAAUCCUUACCUGAAAUGGAGCGUGAAACUUUGUUGUUUGAGAGGUCUCAGAUAAUGCAGAAAUACCAGGAAAGAAAACUGUUUAGGGCACGUGGAAGAGAUAUGAAAGAACAGCAACAAAGGGCUAAAGAUAAGGAAGAUUCCAGAAAAACUAGGACCUCCACUAGGUCAACCCACGCUACUGGCCAUUCGGAUAUCAAGGCUUCAAAGCUUUCGCAAUUGAAGAAGCAACGAGCCCGGAAAAAUCGUCAAUAUAGUGACAACGAAGAUGAAGAAGACGAUGAAGAUGAGUACAGAGAAGAUAAUUAUAAGAAUGAAGAGGAAAGUGAGUAUGAAGACGACGAAGAAUACAAUCCAUUCGAUAGAAAGGACCUAUAUGACAAAAGAGAAGAAGAAGUCGAAUGGGCAGAGGAAGGGGAAGAUGAGCUUGACAGAGAACCUGAGAUUUCUGAUUACAACAAACUAAGGAUUGGUCGUUCAUUCGUAGCAAAAUUCUGUUUUUAUCCUGGGUUCGAAGAUGUAGUCAAGGGUUGUUAUGGUAGAGUGAACAUUGGCACAGAUAAACGCACUGGUAAAACUUCUUAUCGUAUGGUGAGAAUUGAGAGAGUUUUCUUGCAAAAACCUUACAGCAUGGGCAAAUUUUAUACUAAUCAGUAUUUUGGUGUAACACAAGGUAAAGAUAGAAAGGUUUUCCAAAUGAAUUACUUCAGUGAUGGUUCAUUCGCUGAUGACGAAUACCGAAGAUAUUUCAAGGCAUUGGAUAACUCGCACAUGGUUAAGCCUUCUUUACAUUCUUUGAGUAAUAAGACAAAAGAAGUUAUGGAUUUCGUCAAUACGCCAUUAACUGAUAAAACAACAGAUGAAGUCGUUCGUCAUCGGAUGCAAUUCAAUAAAAAACUAUCAGGGACUAACGCAGUGCUGGAGAAGACCGUAUUGAGAGAAAAACUACAAUAUGCUAAAGAAACAAAUAAUGAAAAGGAUAUUGCCAAAUAUUCCGCUCAAUUAAGAAAUUUUGAGAAACGAAUGUCUAUAUACGAAAAACAUCAUGAGAACGACCAAUCUGACAUCAAAACACUAGGUGAGUUAACUUCAAAAAACAGAAAAUUAAAUAUGAGUAACAUCAGGAACGCAGAGCAUGUGAAGAAAGAAGAUAACAGCAAUUUCGAUUCAAAGAGUGACCCUUUUAGUAGAUUAAAGACCAGAACCAAGGUCUACUACCAAGAAAUACAGAAGGAGGAAAAUGCGAAGGCCAAAGAAAUUGCUCAACAAGAGAAGCUACAAGAAGAUAAGGAGGCUAAGGAUAAGCGUGAGAAGGAGUUGCUUCUUGCUCAAUUCAGACGCCUUGGUGGAUUGGAGCGUAUGAUUGGUGAACUGGACAUCAAAUUUGACUUCAAGUUUUAG